This is a messenger RNA of Paramecium sonneborni, 1536 nucleotides long. NCBI's taxonomy places the organism in Eukaryota, Ciliophora, Oligohymenophorea, Peniculida, Parameciidae. The record is from the annotation of a GenBank genome assembly.
AUGGAAAUAACUUUUCUAAUUAUCCUUUCCUUGAUAGGAUUGAUGAUUGGUUACUUAAUCAUAAAACCUAUAGUUCUUUUACUCCUAUUAAAGUUAUAAUUAGGAGAUAAAGCAAUUCUAAUGUUUAAUCCUAUUUCUGGAAUAUUAGGUGUAUUAAUGUAAUCAAUAAAAACUAACAAUGAUGUAAUGCACACAAUUUAUCAGGCCCUUAUAAAAAAUCCUAAAGCAUAAGUCAUUUUAUCAAAUUAUUUAGCUACUCCUUGUAUCAUAUUAACAGGGUCUGAAUAUCUCAAGGAUACAUUUCGAGACCAUUAUGAUUUUGAAAAAAUCGACCCAUUUAUGGUACCUUAAUUUGCUUAAAGGGGAUUAUUAAUGAUAGAAGGUGAAGGUUGGAAAAGAUAAAGAGCAUUUUUAGGUUCUGCAUUUACAUUUGAAAAAUUAAAAUCAAGAUUGCCAAUGAUAAACAAAGUUGUCAAUUGUAUAACAGAAUAAGAUGAUAAAAAGAAUUUAACUGAUUUUAUGGCUAGAAUUACAGGAGAAGUAGUAAUAAAAAGCUUUUUUGGUGAACUAGCUGAAGGAUUCUAAUUAGAAGGUAAAGAUGCCUAAGUAGCCCUUACAUAAUUAACUGGAGAAAUGUAGAUAUUUAAAUUGGAAAGCUUAUACUAUUUUCUUAAAUCUUUAAUAUUUAGAGAAAAGAUGUGGGAAGUUUUUCCUUCUAAAUAAGAAAAAGAUAUAAUUAAAAGAGUUACAAAUGUAAGAAUUAAAGUUAAGGAAUUGAUUCUGAAAAGAAUUGAAUAAUUAAGGGAAAACCCUAUCCAAAAUUAAGAUUCAAUGGUAUUUUUAGAUAUAUAUGUAACUGAAUACUUAAAAUAAUAAUAAUAAUAAUAAACAUAAAAAGAAUAAUUGAUAGAAAUUGAAGAAAUAUUGCAUCAAUUCAUAACUUUAUUCUUUGUUGGUACUGAUACAACAGCCACAACUUCUGGAACUUGUUUAUAUUAUUUGGCAAAAUAUCCUGAGAUUUAAUCUGAAAUUUUACAAGAGGUCUAAGAUGUCAUUGGAGAUAAUGAGAUUAAUGAAUCAAAUUUGAAUAAACUUUUAAAAAUUAAUGCUUUAAUAUAAGAAGUUUUAAGAUUGAGGAAUCCAGUACUUUUUACAGUUUUUAGAAAAGUCAAACAUGACAAAUAGGUUUAGGAUAUUAAAUUAAAAAAAGGAUGGGUAGUAGUAUAAAUGAAAAACUCCAGUAGUAUUAAAGACUCACAUUUUGAUAAUGCUAUUGAAUUUAAUUACAAAAGAUGGUUAAAAAAAGGAAACUUAAUUAAAAAUGAUAAUGGAUUUAUUCAUAUUCCUUUUGCAGCAGGACAAAGAAAUUGUAUUGGAUAGCAUAUGGCAAUGAUGGAAGCAAGAAUUAUCAUAGCAUUAAUUGUUAGAAAAUAUAAAAUUCUAUUAAAUCCAGCUGUUAAGUAAGUUAGAUUUGGAAUCAAACUUUUAUAAUGUAUUGAACCAGAUAAUUGUCUGUUAUUUGAAAAAAGAAUUUGA